GCCCGCGCAGGUUCGGAAUGCAGAGCGAGGCGACUCGGAGCGAGCGGAGGGGAGCAAGAAGGUCGGCGGCGGCAACGGGAAAUCCCCAUGGUAAUGUCAGGAGUGGGCGGCCAUUGGCUGCUGGGUCUGGGCGAGCCUCCGUCAGGGAGCGCAUCCUUUUCUUCCGUGUUCUGUGUUCUUCAUCUGAAGGUUCUGGUUAGCAACUGGUUUUACUGGGGAAGGCGUUUCAGGUGAGGGUUGUUGUUGUUGUUGGCAUCCAUUGUCUAGAGAGAGACAAUGGAGUGCGCUUCCGGGGGUGAAGUCAAGCCACUGGAGAAUCACAGCGCCUGCUGUGGCUGCAGAAACCGGUAACUCGUAACUGUUGCCCCCCCCACCCCACCCCUGUGUUGUUUUUGCUGUGUUAAAGGUACCAAAGUGACCUAUCGGGGUGCAAGCCUGGGCACUGUGUAUGGAGGUCCUGGGCUGCCCAGAUGACAAGACCCCUCUCUGGGCUUCACAGAUGUGGUCCAAAGGAAAGCAGAGCAAUACAUUUGACACCAGUUUGGCUGCAGGAGUUGCUGGAAAGAGAUGUACAACUUGUCAUCCAACCGUUUUGGGGCUCCAUUCCGGAUUUGUGUAGAGUUUACUCCUUAGCCUUUUCUUCUCCUGAAGACGUCUCACAAGGCAGUGGGUACGAACCUCGCCUUGGGAUUUAAUUUCGCAGCCUUUCUCACAAAUGAGUAUGGCUUGUACCAUUGAUGAAUUAAUGCUUUAUUUAUUCAAGUCCAUAUGUUCCCACAGAUCUGUUCCUAAGGGCAGCAUCAAACAAUUUGGUCUCUAGAUUUUCAAAAUUGCAAGUCUGUCUCGUUAUUUAUAUUAAGGUGUUUUACACACUGUGUUUCAAAACAAUUUUUACUCCUGUCAAGGAUAUUGUUGAAGAUUUUCAUUCUUUGUUUUGGUACCUUGUAUGAAUGCUGGACUCCCUGGAAAAGACCCUGAUGUUGGGAAAGAUUGCGGGCACAAGGAGAUGGGGAUGACAGAGAUGGUUGGACCGUGUUCUUGAAGCUACUAACAUGAGUUUGACCAAACUGCGGGGGGCAAUGGAAGACAGGAAUGCCUGGCGUGUUCUGGUCCAUGGGGUCACAAAGAAUCGGACACUACUAAACAACAACAACAUGAAUGCUGUACCUCUCAUAAGUCUUUUUUGGCUUUGGUAAACUAAUUUUGCUGAUCAAAGCUGUUAAAUAAUUAAAAGAAGACAGUCUCAAUGUUGUUAUUUUAGCAUUGUCCUUGGAAAUCAACAAAUUCCUGCUUGAAACAUUUCUAAUCAUUAGCAACAUAUAGAAUCCAGCUUAAAAAUGCUAGGUGCUUGCUCAGUUUUGAAAAGUCUCCAUCCCACUCUAGAAACCAGUUUAUGUUACUAUUACUUUUGUGAAAUCAGACAGUUCAUAGAUGGAGGUUUUAUUUACAGAUUCAACAUUACUCUGUGUGCGUGUGUGUGUACACAGAAACAAGAAAGGUUCUUGUGACACCUUGAAGACUAACUUAUUAGGGCAUAACAUUCUGCAGACUAGAGUCCACUUCAUCAGAUGCAUAAAUGUUUUCAGGAUACCCACUGCAACUGAUAGUACCUUGCAUUUGAGUUCAGUGGAAAGAGAAUUUCCUCAUGUUAAGUAUGCUGAGGAACCUGUUAUGCUUAUGUUCUGUCCUCAAAUUCUCUGUAUUUAGAGUUGCUUUUUACUAUUUUAUUUUUAUUUAAACUAUAUACUGAAGUUUCUAAACUGUAUAGGCCAAGCCUGCCCAUGUGGCUGUAUUAGAGAACUAUGUAAUUCUGAUCAGCUAUUGUCAGAGCUGCUUCCAGAUCCUAGCUCACAGAGGAUCACGCUAGCCAGCGAUCAUUAAACAAAAGUCUUUAUUGAGUUACAGUUUCCAUUCUCAAACUGCUGCGUGCAACUCUACGUCUCAUGGUUAGACCGGCGAAGCUCCGUCUGAGUCUCCGCCCCUUGUACACCAACUUAAUAUCCUAGCCCUGCUCCACCUUUUCCGCCUGACUGUUCUUCUCUGGGUCCCUCUGCCCCCUGGGGUCUCUUCUUUCCGGGAUUCCUCUGACGCUGACCCCCCUGACUCUUCUCCCUCCUUUCGGCGGGCUUUAGGACCUGGCUCCCUUUCCGGGCUGCCUACUGUGCCACCUUCCUGUGCAUUUGAACUUGCGCGCGCGCCCAACCUUCCACCUUCCGUCUGACCGUUUCUUCGCUCCCCGAUGGAGGUGUGGCCACUCCUGACUCGUGCCCUCCCCUGUUGUGAGCUGCCAGCGCUUGAUCCCUGGCUCCCUUCCUCUUCCCUGCUCUCUGGCGGUGACGCUGGUCCCGAUUUCCAACUGCUCCCUCUGAGUCCCCUCUGGCUCUAUCUUCCUGGGGCGUCCCCUAGGCUCCCCCUUGCCCUGGCCACUGGUGCUCCUUUCUGUGAAUCUUCUGAUUCACUGGAAAGACUCGGAGAUCUCGGGUCGUCGACAUAAAUCAUCUUUUCUUAUUCAACCUCCGCCACGCUCUCUGUAUCAUCACUUGCCCUUGCCUCUGCACCAGAACCCCUGACAUCCAUCCCCCUCGAAGCCCCCUCUUCCCCUCCCUCCUUCCGGUGCGGGAUCUGGGUGCUGCCGUGUCAGGGGACGAAUGUCGGAUACAGUUCGCUUCCCGUGGCGGGCCGCCAUCUGAAGUCUUCCGGUUCUUCCUCCCUGCUCUCGUUGACGACGGUCACCUCCGCUUCCAUCUCUGUGCCGCCGUGCUCGAAACCCGGGUCGUCCCCGAAAACGUCCAUGUCCGUCUCUCCCUCGUUACCUUCUGGAGACGUUGCUCGUCCUGGACCCUCCAGCCACCUUCUGCGGAACUGCUCCUCUGGUCGAUCAUCCCACCAAUACGAGGGUUCUGAAGCAGAUCCCGAGGGUGACUCCUCCGGGUAACGGGCGUCUCGUGUCGGUUCCUCGUCCGAGUCGAACCCCCGGAACGUGCUGGCUGAAAGCGUGGGCGUGAAAAGCCAGUCGUCGAAAAGUCUGCUGGCAUUGGCCUAUGUGGGAAGAGGGCAUGAAACUCUUCUUUGAGCAGAGGUUCGUCUAAAGCGUAGCCCGGCACCCAGCUGUUGGCACUGGCCGGGGUGCCCUCCUUGGCGAGAAGGUAUUCUACCCCCUCUUCCCCCAUCUGGAGUCCAAAAUCUCCGUGGCUUCGUUGAUGCGCUCCUCCCGUGCCACUCCCCCCUGCCCGGUUCUCUCUCGGAGCGGACCCGGUGCCGUUCCUGGUUCCUGAAACCUGUGAGGUGCCUUGUAUGGAGUGAGCACCGAUCUGUGGAACACCGGAUGCAUCCUGGAACCCUCCGGAAGAGCCAGCCUGAAAGCCACCGGGUUGACCUGUUCUUCGACUUGGUAGGGCCCCAGUUGUUUAUGCCCUAGUUUCUUCUUCGCCAACGACCUGGCCGAACUGCGUGGGCUGCUAACCAGACCCAGUCUCCCACAUGGAUCUCUUCGCCAACCCUUCUGUGUUUGUCCGCUUGUACCUUGUAUGCGUGUUUAGCCAGCUCCAGGUGCCGCCGCAGCUGAUCGUGGACCUCCUGCAACUCCGACGCGAAUGCAUCUGCUGUCUGCGGCUCCCUCCCCCAUUCUUUCCAGUCCCGGGAAGGUUCUGGGGUGCCUCCCGUUGUUGGCGAAGAACGGCGUGACCCCCGUGGACACGUGCUUCGUGUUGUUGUAGGCGAACUCGGCGAGAGGCAGGUAAUCCACCCACGUCGCAGGCUGUUGAUUCGCAUAACAUCUCAGGUACUGCUGCAUGAUGGCAUUGACUCGCUCCGCUUGCCCAUUGGUCUGCGGGUGUCUAGCCGACGCCAGGUUGAUCUUGACGUUCAGGAAGCCCAUCAGCCUCUGCCAGAAGUUCGAGAUGAACUGUCGCCCUCGGUCGGACAGAAUAGACCGCGGCAGACCGUGAACCUUGAACACGUGGUCUAUGAACAGUUUGGCGGUUUGUUCCGCCGUGGCCACCUUCGCACACGGAAUGAAAUGUGCCAUCUUGGAGAACAAGUCCACCACCACCAGCACAGCCGUCUUGCCCCUCGAGCUGGGCAGAUCCGUGACAAAGUCCAGGGCCACUCUCUCCCAUGGUUCGAACGGAGUUUGCAGCGGUUCCAGCAAUCCGGCCGGCGGUCUGUGCACUGGUUUGGCCCUCUGGCAGGUGUCACACCUCGCCACGUAGUCCGCGACUUCCCUCUCAUUCCUGGCCACCAGAAGUCUCUGGCUACUAAUUCCACCGUCUUCUCCUUGCCAAAGUGCCCGGCAGUGGGCGCGUCGUGCAGCUGCUGCAGUACCUUGGCGCGAGUUCGUCUCCCGGCACGUAGAUGGCCCCUUUACGGAUGAGCAAACCAUCUCGCAGCUGGAACUCGUCGGUCGCUGCCGUGCCCCUGUGCGCCUCUGCCAUCUUUGCUUGCGCGAAGGAGUCAUCCUGCAACGCUCGUCGCACCGCCUCCAGGUCAACUGUUGCCGCCGUGCACGCCCACACUGUCGGUGCGAAGAUGUGCAUGGCGGCCGCUGGCGUUGCCUCCUCCAGAUACUGCGGCUUACGGGAGAGAGCAUCCGCCAUGAUGUUGGUGUCCCCCGGGACAUACUCUAUUCGGAAGUCGAAAUUCGCAAAGAACUCAGCCCAACGUAUCUGCCUCUGGUUCAGGAACUGUGCCGUGCGCCAGUGCUCUAGAUUCUUGUGGUCCGUGCAGACCUGCACCGUGUGCUUGGCGCCGAUCAGGAAGUGCCUCCACGCUUUGAACGCUGCAUGAAUGGCCAGCAACUCCCUGUCCCAGAUGGUGUAGUUCUGUUCGGACUUGCUGAGCUUCCUUGAGUAAAACGCUCCCGGCCUCCAAACCCCUGCGGGUCCUUCUGCAGCAGGACUGCUCCCACGGCUCUGUCCGAAGCGUCUGUCUCCACCCUCAUCGGCUUGCUGGGGUUGACAUGAAGCAGUUGCCCUUCCGACGCGAAGAGACGCUUGAGUGCCUGGAAAGGACUGCUCCGCCUGCUCUGUCCAGAUGAACUUCUUUUCUUGGAGCUGAGCGUGUCCGUGAUGGCCGCUGUCUGCAUGGCAAAGCCUUUGAUAAACUUGCGAUAGAAGUUCGCAAAGCCGACAAACCGUUGGACCUCCUUCCGGUUGCGUGGGCUUUUCCAAUCCAACACUGCUCGGACCUUGGCGCUGUCCAUGGCGAGCCCUUUAUCAGACAACUUGUAGCCCAGGAAAUCCACCUCCGUCACGUCGAAUUGGCACUUCUCCAGCUUGGCGUAAAGCCUAUGUUGCUGUAGCCUGCUCAGCACUUCCUUGACGUGUCUGUCAUGCUCCUGCUGCGAUUCCGAAAAGAUCAGGAUGUCAUCCAAGAAACAGACGCACGUCUUGUAGAGGAGCCCCGCCAACACGUGAUGCAUGAACGCUUGAAAACGUGGGAACCAUUUUGCAAUCCAAAAGGCAUAACUCUAUAUUCGUAGGUGCCCAGGGGCGUGAACAUGGCUGUCUUCCACUCAUCUCCUUCCCGCAUGCGAAUGAGGUUGUACGCCCUCGCAGGUCCAACUUAGUGAACACGCUGCCCUUCCGUACCUUUGCGAGGAGGUCGUCGAUUCGGGGCAUGGGGAAGUCCGAUGGCUUGGUCACGCUGUUCAAAAUGCGAUAGUCCACUACAAGUCUUUUCUGGGGCGUGUCCCGCUUCUUAACAAAGAAUACCGGACUGCCCCCGCUGCCUUGGACUCUCGGAUGAAACCGCGCUCCAAAUUAUGAUCUAUGAACUCUUUGAGUUCCUGCAGUUCGUCCUCAGACAUGGAAUACAGCUUCCCUUUGGGCAGCGCCGCCCCCGGCAGCAGGUCAAUUUUGCAGUCAUAUGGUCUGUGUGGGUAGCCUGUCUGCCUCCUUCUCGCAGAAAACCUCCAAAAAUUCUGCGUACUUGUGGGGAACCGCUUGCAGCGUGCCUAGCUGCAGCUGUGACUCCUCUUCCUCUCCUUCCUGCCGGGGCACGAUGCAGUGUUCAGCGCAAAAGGAAGAGCCGAAGGUCAGCUGCCUCUGGUACCAAGCCAGCGUCGGGCUGUGCUUGUCCAGCCAACUCAUGCCCAAUACAAUGGGCGUGUCCGAUAGUUGAGUGACAUUGAAGCUGAUGAUUUCCCUGUGAUUCCCAAGCCGCAUCACCAUUGGUGGCGUCUGCUUCACCACUUGCCCCCCUAGCAGCUCCCUGCCAUCCACCGUGACAACCUGCAGGGGCAGCGUGGCAGGCAGCAACUGUAUAGCGUGCCGGUCGACAAAGUCCUGCCCUAUAAAGUCCGCAUUGCUUCCGGAGUCAAUGGUGAUUGGCACGUCCAUGGUGAUUCCAUUGGGCAGCUGGAGCGACGCGGUGAGCCUCACUACUGGUUUGGGCGGGAGGGGGUCCAUGGGCUGUAAAAUCUCUGGGGACUGCUUCACUGACACGUCUGGCUGGGCCCCAGUGCCUCUUCCUCCAACCAGACUCCGUCGUUUCCCUGCUGUGGUUCUCCUUGCUGCGUUGCUGCAGUUACCAUUGCUGAAGCUGCAGUGUGCUUGUGGAGCCUCUGGGGACACUCUUUCGCCAUAUGCUGUGGAGCAUCGCAGAUGUAACACUUCCUGUUCCCUCUAGGAGGCUUCGCUCACUGCUGCCGGUGCUAGGGCUCUGGCUGCUGACUGAGCCCUUGCACCUCCAACCUCCAUAGGUUCCGCUCCUCCUCCUGGCGGAGGCGUGGAUUGCGCACGCGCUGCUUCUCUGGGAAGGAAGGAGGAGCCCCUGGCUGGUUCGCGCCCUCCACGCCCUUCGUCCCUGCUCCACGGACGUUCUUCCAGCCGCACCCCCACCGCCAGCGCCCUCUGAACGAUCUCCUGCGUGGUCCGGGGUCUCUCCCCUCGCAAUUUCAUCUUUAACCGAGCCGUGCAAUCCCUCCCAAAACAGGUCUCUUACAGGAGCCGAAUCUCUGUCCCAUUCCAGAGCACUGACCAAAGCGAAAAAGCGGGCAUGGUACUGCCUUACGCUGGCCCUCCCUUGCUUCAGUCCAUGUAUCUGCUGCCGAGCAAGAUCCACGUCAAUGCUUGAUAAAAAGCACCCAUCCAUCGCUUUAAUAAAGGCAUCCGCAUUUUGGAGCGCCGGAUCCUUAUCUCUCCACAAAUUGCGCAGCCAUGCUUUAGCAUCUCCAUGCAAAUGGGACAUGAUGAAUCCCACCUUCUCUUGCUCAUCUCUAAAGUCUUUGUCCAGCAGUUGCAGUGCACACAUUACAUCUGCUCUAAAGUUGGGGUACUGUUGCAAAUUCCCAUCGAAGUGAGAGACCAGACCGCCUGUUCGUCUCCCCAACCCAAUCCCUCCGGUUUGGGUGUCAGUUGCCCUUGCUUCGUAAGCACUUCCAACCUGACCUGGAGAUCCCUGUAGGCGGCAGCUGCGUCCUCCUCUCUCUUCCUGGAUGCAAGAGCCUCGGCAUUCAGUCGUGACACUGCUUCUCUGAGUUCCGCUAUCUGCUGUUCGGCCGUCAUAUUGUCUGCCUUUCGUGAGCUCGCUAGUAGGCACCCGCUUUCUCUCCUCUCCGCGAGGCUGUAGAUGCCCACAAUUUAUAGAGACGGAGCUUACUGUCAGAGCUGCUUCCAGAUCCUAGCUCACAGAGGAUCACGCUAGCCAGCGAUCAUUAAACAAAAGUCUUUAUUGAGUUACAGUUUCCAUUCUCAAACUGCUGCGUGCAACUCUACGUCUCAUGGUUAGACCGGCGAAGCUCCGUCUGAGUCUCCGCCCUUGUACACCAACUUAAUAUCCUAGCCCUGCUCCACCUUUUCCGCCUGACUGUUCUUCUCUGGGUCCCUCUGCCCCCUGGGGUCUCUUCUUUCCGGGAUUCCUCUGACGCUGACCCCCCUGACUCUUCUCCCUCCUUUCGGCGGGCUUUAGGACCUGGCUCCCUUUCCGGGCUGCCUACUGUGCCACCUUCCUGUGCAUUUGAACCAUGGCGCGCGCCCAACCUUCCACCUUCCGUCUGACCGUUUCUUCGCUCCCCGAUGGAGGUGUGGCCACUCCUGACUCGUGCCCUCCCCCCUGGUGUGAGCUGCCAGCGCUUGAUCCCUGGCUCCCUUCCUCUUCCCUGCUCUCUGGCGGUGACGCUGGUCCCGAUUUCCAACUGCUCCCCUCUGAGUCCCCUCUGGCUCUAUCUUCCUGGGGCGUCCCCCUAGGCUCCCCCCUUGCCCUGGCCACUGGUGCUCCUUUCUGUGAAUCUUCUGAUUCACUGGAAAGACCCGAGAUCUCGGGUCGUCGUCAUCACUCAUCUUUUCUUCUGCCUCCUCCCCCUCGCUCUCUGUUUCCUCCCUUGCCCUUGCCUCUGCUCCUGAACCCCUGACAGCUAUGCUUUCACAAGCUGCCAAAUUUAGACAAAACAAAGGCACCAGCUGUUGCAAGCUUGUUCUUAAAUUGAUAAGUAUGAAAAAUUUAAAGAUGAUUUUUGGUUAUUGGGGAAUAAUAGAUCCCAUCACUUGGUCUUACUUUUUACAAGCAUUGCUUUUGUCCUUGUGUGCAACUUGUGCACUGCUGAAGACCUGUGUGCCCUCAAGGAAGACACAUUGACUUUAUUUGCUCUGUUUUGGACUUGCAAACUUGUGCUUAAACAUAAUUUCUACAUUCAUGAUGCAGCUGCUAGCUGGCAGUUAGUUAUUUGGCUCUGUGGUCGUAUACAACUGUCAGACUACUGCUCAUAAACUGGUCUCUCUUUUUUUGGUGCUUCACCUGUGUGUGUGUGUGCAUGUGAUGCUGUUUUAAACCAUUUCUAUACCACCUGUUUAUCAGUGAUUAAAGCAAGUAUGGAAACAAUGUUAUUCAUAGGCUGAGAAAAAUACGAUGAGUCUAGAUGAGCAGCAAGUUUCCCCAGUGGUCAGCAGCACAUUACUGAGUUCAGAAGGUGCCAAAGAACAACUCAUACAAGAUUGUGAAGAAAUGUGGAAACAAAUGGAAGAGGUAAUGAGCAAUAUCCUAUUGAUGAAUAUUGUUACAGCAGUGAUGUAUGUUGAUGUGAUGAAUGAAGUUGCAGGAACAAAUAACUAGCAAUAAUGUUGUUUUUUAUUCCUCUAUUUGCAAUGCUUGUACAUGUGCCUAAGCACACUGCAGACACCAUCUCUAGAAAAAGUAAAAUGCAGAUAAAAGUAGAAAGAAUUUUUAAAUGGCUUUUGUGGAUGCUAGUCCUCCCUUGUAUUUCAUGUGUGAUAAAUGAAAUGGAAAAUUAAAUAAAUUAAAUAUAAGACCAAGCAAAACCUUCAGUCAACCACAUCUAACCAGCACAGUUCCAUUAAUGAAAACUGGUCAAAAAUUUAUGAAAGACAAAAGGUGCAAUGAGGAAUGCAAGGAAAAUAGAGGAAGAGGCGUUAUUGAAGACCAUAAAGUCAGGGGCACCCUAAAAUUGCUGAAAAUUGCUUGGUGUCAUCAGUUGUACUUCUAAGAUAUACAAUCCAAAGUCAGUUAUUCUUUAGGCCUCAUUUAUUUCAAAGGGAGAGAAUUCCGUUAGUUCAUAAAUUCUGAAGUUGAAAUCAAAGAGAACACAGUAUAACUGGCUGGAUGGUGUGUCUUCAGUAUCUUGAGUUCUAAUGCUUUUAAAUGUUCGGAAUUGUUGGUUGGUCUAAGGAAGGGAAAAACAAGCACAAUGUAAACUUGUAUAAUUUUAUUUCUCUCCUUUCUUUAUAACCAAGUGUCAGAACAGAUUAACACUUCAAGAAAUAGAAACACUUUCAGAUUCAGAUCCCAAGGUAAGGAUAAAGUUUCAGAACUGUCAGUGAAAAAGCUUUCUAUGCAUGGGGGACCAGAUUUAAAACAUUUCCAAGCCAGUUUUUUAUGCAUGUACACAUUUAUUUAGAUAUCUAGCCCACUUUAUCUCAAAGAUGCAACAGUGGCUUGAAGAAAACAUGCUUUGGAUUAAUUAAAAAAAUUUUUUAAAUGGUUCAACAACCAGCUUAGCCAUAACUACCAAUGAAAAAAAUAUUCCGAAAAGAUGCUGCUGUUUUUAAUUUGAGUAAAUAACCAAAGAAGAACUGGCACAAACUAGGGAUUUACCAGUCCGGAUAGCUUUCCUGCAGUCGCCUGCCAUAUGCUUUGUGCUAUUGUACAAAGGCAAUAGCAUGCCCCUCUGCCCAUAUUAUGCCAUUGGUAUUAACAUACAGUCAUAUCUCGGGUUACGAAUGCUGCAGGUUGAGCAUUUUUGGGUUGCCGACUGCGCCGAACCUGGAAGUACCGGAACAGGUUACUUCUGGGUUUCGGCGCAUGCACAGAAGCGCAAAAUGACAUCACACGCAUGCGCAGAAGGUAUGCUUUUAAACAUCAGGGCACAAUAUAAAUCCAUCAUGACUAACAGCCAUAAACAUAGUUGACACAGCAAUGCAACAGUUGUGUCAGCUAGUGACUGCUAAUGUUUUGAACAGUACUUGUUGUGACACAGGCCUUUGCUCAUACCACAACAGCUAAACAUGUGCUAGAACUGUGUUUGGCCUUGUCUCCUCACUCCACCCUGGUUCUCACAUGGCUGGUGAUGGAAGGAAGUCUUGAACAUGAGCUAAAUGGAAACUUGGAGAGGGCUGCUGGAAACAUAAGUGCAUGAUGCAUUGUGAUAUAUGUGAAAUUGUAUCAUAGAAUCUAUGACUUUGAAACCUUUCCACUAACAAUAAGUAGUGGAACUUAUUCCAUAAUAAAUAAAUAAAUAAAUAAAUAAAGCUUACAAAACCUUUCUCCUUUGCUAGAUGCAUAGGCUGCUCCUUUGGUCCUUGCAAUCCUGCACUUUCCUCCAUGGAGAACCUCAGCCUGGAAAAGCACCACACAGUGCCACUGGCAGUGGCUGCCCCAGGUCAAGGAACAAAGGCAGCUCCUGGCACGGGGGAAGGUUCUGUGCCAGACAUUAUUCUCUGAUGCUUUUCUGUAUCAUCAGAAUGUGGUGUUCUGCCAUGAUGAAUAUUCUGUUAGAGAAUGGGGUUGGGAAAGUGGUUGUAUACCAUUAUUUGGCUAAAUGUUCCAGUUUGUACUUCUAAGUGGUCUGCUCUUUAUUCAAGUGUAAUAAAACAUUUUUAAAGUACCUUUCAACAUUUGCUAUGUAUUACAGCUUUCCUUGUUAAUGAAAAGGGUGAAGGCUCUUUCAGCGGAGCUUUACCAAUGGCAGAAGAGAAAACCAGACGGUAAAGCUUUUAAUCCAAAUAUUUUUCAGAAUUUUAAAGCCAAGGGGUAUGAAACCUUGAAUGUUCAAAGUGUCCUGGUUUCUAUGGAAUGUAUAAUCUUACCACUUCUGUUAUCUGUUGUGUACCAUUCUCCGUAUUUUUAGGCCUUCUCUGUGUUUCUUGAUCAACUUCAUGCUGUCACUCUUUUAUUUUUUCUUACUCUGUUGAAAUCUAUUCUUCCAAAUGGCCUAUCUUGACACUCCUGUAGUACAGCAGCAAAUGACAACAAUCUUUCAGAAAUGAUACACAUGUUGUAGAUGGAAAACAUACAAAUUUAGAGAUUUUUUAGGUUAGUAAAUAUUUGGAGCACCAGUCUUGUAUUUGCAAUAUUUCAGAUAUCACAUGCUUUUAUAUAAUUGGGUAUGGACUAUCACUUACAAUAACUGGUUGAAGAUUAGUCUUAUUGCACACAGUGGACUUUGCAGUGCACUCUGCCUCCUAUUUCUAAUUAUGGUCUAUCCAAAAGAAACCAAGCAUUUGUUGCAGCACCUACAACGCCAAUCAUUAUUGAUGAAAGUUAAUAUCAGGAAUAUGAUUUUAAUCCUGUGUAAAUUGUAAGGAAGAAUAAUUCUGCAUGAAUAAUGCAUCCUGUAGAUCAUUUGGCCAAUUCCUUAAAAAGAGAGCAUGAGAGUCACAGUACUAGGAACCAUGCUUCAUUAUUCAAAACAUGAUUCAAAACUUUGCGGCAACCAACAUUGCAAUAUAAUGGCUAAAUUAGCAGGAUUGAUAUUAUUACAGGUGAAUCUUAACAGCAACUUUAAGAACAUGUGAAAACAUUACCCAGGCUACAAUCCCAUAUACAGUGGUACCUCGGGUUACGAACUUAAUUCAUUCCAGAGGUCCGUUCUUAACCUGAGGCGUGCUUUCACUAAUGGGGCCUCCUGCUGCCGCCUCGCUGCUGGCACACGAUUUCCAUUCUCAUCCUGGGGCAAAGUUCUCAACCCGAGGUACUACUUCCGGGUUAGCGGAGUUUGUAACCCGAAGUGUUUGUAACCCGAAGCGUUUGUAACCCAAGGUACCACUGUACUCUUAGCUUAAUAGGACUUGCAUCUGAAUAGGCAUGUUUAGGAUUGUUUACAUGUAAUUCUAGAAUGGAAAGUCCCAUUAAAGCUUGUGGAGCUUAGUCCCAGGUAAGUGGGUAUAGCAUAACAGUCUAAACAAAUUAGGCUAAGCAAAGAUAAGACGUAGUUAAACAGCAAAUGUGAGAUAAAGUGUAGUUAUUUAACCAGUAAUGACUUAUACUUGUUUCAAAGUCUUGCAGAAUUGUUACUGGGCUGCAAAGUAUUACAACGCAGCUCAAAAUGUGCUUAAUUCUUAUGACUAUCUCUACAUGGUUUAAAUUGUGCUGAUUUUGUGUUAGUGACUUCAGUAUUGCUAGUGAGCACCUUAUAAACCAAGGGUGGGGACUCUGGCCUCCUAGGGGGUCUAAACUGACCCACAAGGAAAUUUUCCCCAAACCACAUCCACCCAUCAACUGGCAUAAUUCAUGAUAUCAACUGAUGGGUGGGAAGUUAGCGUUAAAUCCUGUGUUGGUUAUGUGUACCUGUUCCCAUCGGGGAAGAUGUGCAGGCAGCCAAACAGCAGGAUUCUAUGGAAAACCCUUCCUGAUUCAGGAAAUUGUUUGCAUUGAAACCCAUGCUAAAAUGAAGAAAACUUCAUUUUAGCAGUACUUGCACCUGAUGUCAUUGUGAUGUCAGGUGGGUGGUCCUACUCACCUGUCAAACUGAGCUUGCAAGGCCAUUCCUCACAAGAACCUGGACUGUAGAGCCAAAAACAUUCCCCAUCUGAUAUAAACAAAAGGUCCAAUAUAAGGAAAGUUCUGCUACAAAACUUCACAAAUAUAAUGCUCUGAACAUGGAAGUUACGUCAUCAAAUGGGUUGUUAAAAUAUAGAAUUUAUUAGGCCUCAAUCUACGGCUUGGCUAUUUUAGUGCCCUUAUGCACAGAUAGUUGUGUGAACAAUUUCUGGCAAUGUCUGCAUUUGUUUCAGGCUGUCCAAGUAGACCCCAACUUAGAACAGGGCACCUCAGACCUGUGGCUUUUGACUGUGGUAUUUUAUGUUGUUCCCUACCAGUUACCCAAAAGGAACACCGUAUGUUACACAGCCUGUGGACCCUGUGUCUCUAGAUUUUAAGGAUGCUGGUGUUUGCCAGAAGAUUCAGCACUGGUUCAUGGACUGUGUCCUUGUGCAUUACCUUUAUGUCCUUCUAACAUGGUGCUCACAGUGAUAUACAUGGGCUUCUCAGGUGUUUUCCUGUCUAGUUCUUGAAACUUCUAUAGCUUCAAAAAUUAUUUUACAUCAGGUGCCUUUUAGGAGGUGUUUGGCCUAAAGGCAACAUAGAUAUUCCCCAGCAAUAUUUAGUGGAUUUUAUUGACAUUUCUAGGUUGUGCCAAUGCUAACUUCUUCAUAUAUUAAAAUCUUCUGCUCAAAGCCUUAAAUCUCUUGAGGACAUCUCUGAAGGGCUGUGUCCAUCUGUUUAUCCAUUCAGCCUUGAAUGUAAGCAUUUUUCCAUCAUUGUUUUUUGCUAAGCCUAUUUCUGGCUUUGAAGUUUCCACAAAAAGGUUACAUUUGUAACUUCCAAUAUAAUAUCAUUAUACGCUAAGCCUGUAAAACAUAACUUUUGUAAAUUUUCUGUUCAUUGAUUUUUCUACUUUCAAGAUUUCAUUAAUAUUUUCCAUCAAGCAUCUUUCUUUCAGUACAUUUGAUAAACUAAAGAGAUAGCUCAGUCAGUAGAGUGUGAAACUUAGGGUCCUGAGUUCAAGCCUCAAAUUGGGCAAAAAGAUUCCUGCUUUGUAGUGGGUUGGACUAGAUGACCCUUCCAACUCUAUUUCAUAGUAUUUAUUUCAUAAAAUCGUAAACAGUACAGCUUCCUGAGAGCAAGCCUACCAGGCAGAAGGCAUAGUGGUGGACGAACUUCUGGGAUAGCACUGGUGGGCAAAAGGUGCUGUUGGUGGGGAUUGUAAAUCCUUCUCUCCCCCACCCCUUUGAGGUUUUUAAGUGUAUUUUUUGUUUUUUAAAAAAGGAUUUCCCUUUUCACUGGGAGAAAUGGGAAAGUGUGUCCACCUUCCCUCCAAAUAUUGCUAGAAUGCCAUUUUUGCUCUUUGUUUUGCCCUAUUUGCUGUUGUAGCACUUACCUUUUUGCUGUUGCUGUACGGAUGUCUUCACAACCAGACCUCUCUGCAAGAAUAGAUCUCUCUCUCUCCCUCCCUCUCUCUCUCUCCACCUACAGAGAGGGAGCUGUGCAGAGUUCAGUAACCCCUAGGGCACCCUUCCUGCAACCAUAGGAUUGUAGCCUUCAAUAGGUCAAUGUAGGCUGCUGGUUGGUCUUAAAGUGGUUUGGAUUCACUAAUAAGUUUUUUAUGAGAUGCUGCUUGCUGUUUAUAGAAUUCAUUCUGUGUGGACUUCUGCUCACUCUGUAAUAUGUUAUGUGUAGUAAUCAUAGCAUUGUGUCUAAUGCUGAUUGUUUCACUCAAAGAAAUGAGAUUUGCGAAUAUGUGUUGUUUUUAAAAGUAUGGCAACUUGUUGUGUUUUUCAGUACUUCCCGUGAAUCCAGACGUUCUGACAGCAUUAGGAAGACACCAGGUAUGUCUAUUAAAUUAUGGUGAGCUGGUUGUAACAUCUUGCAAGUAUGAGUCAGACAAUUAGAUAUACAGGUAACUCACAUCUUAACGUUUAUUUUACUUACGUGAUUGCAGCUUUGUGCGGGUGGGGGGGUUAGAUAAAUAAAUAAAUGAAGAGCAGGGGAAACCCACUCUCCAUAUAUUUAUUUCCCCCUCCCCCACCUGUGCAAAGCUGUGGUUGAAGGCUUACCUGGCAGUGCAAGGGCUCUGUCAGCAUCCCACUUACAGGGCUUUGGGAAGGUGGCAGGACCUUUGCACCACCUCCCUAGAGCCGGGUACACAGCCCUCCACCUUGCGGAGGGGGGGAGGCGGUUCUGGGGUUCCUGGCUUUAUGUGUUUUUGUGGAUACCUCUGGAACCAAACCCUCGUGUAAGAUGCAAGUUACCUGUACACUCAACUAGCUUUCCCUAAGAUUUAUAUACUUUUAUGUACUGAAGUUCUCACCCUGGGCCAGCAGGGGGAUACUGUAGAUAGUUUUCACUCAGGUCCACAUAUGCAAAUAAGGGAUCGAAAGUGACGUUCAGUGAUUGGAUAGUUACAGAAAGUGGUUACUGUUGCGUUGUAGUGGAGCUCUAUAUAAGCAGGCUGGCUGAACCCUUCAGUUCUGUUCUGUUCUGGCCUGUGAAUAAACAAGAGCUGUUUGAAGAAUCGCUGUGUCGUCUGAUAUGUUCACCCACAACUUGACAUAUACCACCCUUCAUCUGCAGAUCUCAGGGCGGUUCACAACAUAAAAAUACAGGAUAAAAAAUUCUGAAUAAACAUUAGGAAUAAUUUUUUGACAAUAAGGGCUGUUUGACAGUGGAAUGGACUUCCUCUGAAGGUAGUGGAUUCUUCUUCAUUGAAGGUUUUUAAACAGAGGUUUGAUGGCCAUCUGCCAGGGAUUUUUUAGCUGUGAUUCCUGCAUUGGAUGGGGUUGGACUAGACGACCCUUGGGGUCACUUCCAACUCUACAAUUUUACGAUUCUAUAUGUCCCAAAUUCACCUAAUGUUAGGUCUGUACAGCUUGUGACUCAUCAUCCUGACCAUUAGCUGUGACAACUGUCCUGUCAUUUAGGUAAGCAGCAUAAAUUGGAAGUUCUACCAAGGCACUAGUAGCUACAACAUGCCGAUUGUGAAUUACAUUUCACUCAGUUAUGUUUAGGCCUGCCUAAAACAUCUUAACUAAGUUAUACGUUUGACAUCAGUCCAUAAUACUCCUCUAAGUUUUAUAGCAAUAGCAUCUGCAAAUAUUACUCUUUAAUUCUUCCAGAUCUGGGGCUAACAAGGAAACCUAGAAUGUGUUAGUGAUAGGAUUUCAAUAUAAGGGUUGAAGAAUUGCUAUGCAACAUUAGCUGGGAAGAUUAUUGUGGCUCCUCUGCUAAAAUAAGCAAUUAUACUGUACCUAAUAAAUGAAUUCACAUUCAAAUUAUAAAGUUUUUGGUUUAAAAACAACUUCUUUGCCUUCCUUUCUCUGGAUUUGGUUACUUCUCAGCAAUUUUAUUCCACCUCUCAUUAGAAAGGUCAUGGAAGCAGACAUGCUAAUACAUAUUUUGUUUCAACAAAAUGACUGGCUAACAUCUUUGCAUUGAGAAAAUGUUGCACCUCUUAUAUCAUGUUUGAUUUGACAUUCUGCUUUCUGGACAAUUGGCUAAAAAAAUCUCAAGUUCUCAUUCUCGUGUAUGUGUGUAGAAUUGACUCCACGAUAAGAGAAGCAUUAACAUUUUUAUUAUCAAGAUACAUCUGAAAUCUGUAAAAUUGUACAAAAGGCAUAUAGAUCAUAAUGUUUUUAAUUGAUUUUUAUGAAAACAACUGACACUGCUCUGCUUAACCCUACGUAACCCUACAUCCACUGAGGGACACAUAGUGUUAGGUGCUAAUCAGUCUGCAUGGCCCUAUGGAUCAAGAUUGCUUGGUAUGUCGUUUCGUAAAUUAUAAAUCACACUACAUGAUCCAGCACAUUCAUUUUUACUGAGAAUUUAACAAGGAUGUUGCAUCUGAAAAAGAGAAUUUAAAUAGUCCUGGAAAAUUUGUUAAAAAUAGAUUAGAGCCUUCAUUUUGUACAGUUGUAUACAUUUUAUUUUCUCAAGUCCCAACGCUUGGAAAUUGAAAUGUGCAAUCUAAACUAUAAGCACUCUUGUGCAUCACAGAGAAGAUUGGUCUAGGAUAGUGAUUUCCAAAGUUUCUACUUUUCCUAUCAAUUUUGUCUCCUAAUGUGUCAUGAAACUACUGCAUCUACAGAGCAUUUUAAGACAUAUGAGGCAUUGGUCAAUUUAGUGAGCUACAACAUUGGCUCAUAUUGACUGGUAUUAGGGCAUCUUUUACGUUUGAGAAGAUAACUCAAUAAUGAUGAAUAAGCUACUGUUGUGUUUGUGACUUAUCAGGUCACUGAUAUGUAUUAGGUUCUGUGUCUUACAUGUUAAACGAUGAACAGUUAUGACAUACACCAACCUUCCUCAACCUAGUAUGGCCAUGCUGGAUGGGGUUGAUUGGAAUCAUGGUCUUAAACGUCUGGAGAGAGCAGGUUAGAAAAGGUUGAUGUAUGCAUAUACAGAUUUUCCCUACAAAGCCUUCAAGAGAAGUAGUAGUUAGUAUCCUACUAACUCAUCCUAUCUUGGCAAAGAUUGCCACUAGCACAACAGGCCUUCUUCCCCCAUCCUGUGCCCUCCCCAGAUAUGUUCUGGAGGGUUGGGGGAGCCCACAGAACAGAUUUAGGGGGAAUGCAGGGAUAGGGUAAGCAGGAAAUCCUCUUGUGCUAGCAGUAAUCCUUGCACUGAAUACAACCCAUGGUGCUAAUGAUGCAGAACGACAACUAGUGCAUGGAGAAGAAAUCCCUUCUACCCAGUCCUCCUGGAGUUCUAAAAGAUUAUUCUGUGAGCACUCCGCUUUUCAGAGAAGCUUGUCUGCCAUUUCUGAUCUUUUCACCAAGGAACUGCUCAGAAGAUUCCAAGAAACCACAAAGUUCCUUGGAAUAAGAGUUUGAAAAUCACUUACAAAGCUAUGUAUUUAUUUUACCUGUUUGCUGAUUCGUUUUCCUAUUCAUGUGAAAAAGAUGGAUGAGUACCUACUUUUCUGUGUUCGUAUUUAAGCAUACAGAUAGUAUAGUACUGAAAUAUAAGGCAUACAAAUGCACAGAGCACCACAGUGCAUAUAUUUUUAAAGUACAGUAACGAAGAACUACAUUUCUAUAAAGAGCACACUUAUCUUUUCAGUUGCAGGAAGUAGACCAGGAUCUUGAAAUGGUGCUAUCAACAAUUCAAGCAAAGAACGAAAAAUUGAAGCAAGACUUAGUAAGGUAUGUGCUGGAUUCAGUAUUAUCCUGGAACCGAUUUGGCAGUUCUACAAAACUAAUGUGUAUUUGUCUACUGUUUUCUCCCACAUCUGUUUAAAGGGAACAGCAAUGGUUGGAGGAACAGCAGCAGCUAAUGGACUGCCUCAAUCAAACAGAGGAAGAAAAUCACAAUCAAGUUGUAGAGUUUUCUGAAGAAAGGUAUUCAUAAUGUUUUGCAGUUUUAGGAAGGGGAAGCUAUAGAAAUUAGAAUCAUUCUACUAAGCAAAUUGCAUAAUUAAAUUCUUUGGUGUGGAUAAUAAUUUUUGUUUGCAAGUUUAUCACUUUUUAAAAAAAGACUAUUGCAAUUAACCUUUUUUUUUUUUUAACACCUUAGAGCCUUUCAAGAAAUCAAAACCAGAAUGCUGAAAAUAAAACCGUAUAAGGAUAAGAUCUUGACUGCUCUGGGCGAGUUCCUUGAAGAACAUUUUCCUCUCCCUGAUGAUGUAACUACAAGAAAGAAAAGAGUAUGGUCAUUUUCACAUUAAUAUUAAGCUAAGAAGUUUCUGAUGUGGGUGGCGUUGUGGUCUAAACUACUGGGCCUCUUGGGCUUGCCAAUCAGAAGGUCGGCGGUUCAAAUCCCUGCAAUGGAGUGGGCGCCCGUUGCUCUGUCCCAGUUCCUGCCAACCUAGCAGUUCGUAAGCACGUCAAAGUGCAAGUAGAUAAAUAGGUACUGCUGUGGCAGGAAGGUAAACAGUGUUUCCAUGCACUCUGGUUUCUGUCACAGUGUUCUGCUGCUCCAGAAGUGGUUUAGUCAUGCUGGCCACAUGAGCUGGAAAGCUGUCUGUGGGCAAAUGCCUCAGCCUGAAAGCGAGAUGAGCGCCGCAACCCCAUAGUCGCCUUUGACUGGACUUAACUGUCCAGGGGUCCUUUACUUUUACCUUUUUAUACUGUCAUAAUUAAAAGCAAUAAUGGAAGUUCAAAUGCUGUGCUUUUAAUUCAGCUUUAAUGCCCCAGCAGUCCCAUUCUGAUAUAUAAUUGAAAUCAUUGCUGUCUGAAGCCCUGCUGUCGCUAGAUGCACUCACACAAUUUUUGAGCUCACCUUCAAUCUCUGAGCCUGAUUCUCCUAGCCUAAAUUUUCCCAAAUUGCCCACCUUCUACUCUUUCAGUAUCCCUGGUUUUAGCCAUUUCUCCAUUUUUAACUUCCUUCUUUUCAGUUCCCUAUGCUUCUCCCCUUUGUGGUGUCAGUUUCCCUCUCCCCUGUAAGUCUUGCAGGCCAUAGAAACUAGUGCGUCUCUACAUCCUUCUUAAAACUCUUGCUAGAAUCUGUGUCACCCAGCAGCUUAUAGGUUGUGGUAUCUUCAGUCCCAUUCCGAGAUAUAAUUGACAGCAGAGUGCUUGCUAUACCCCCCUGGUGGCCAUAGCUGGCAAAGCUUUUGAAGUCAGCCUCUCUAUUUUCACUUUAAAGAUUGUACAACUGGGCCUGUGCAAAUUUGGUUUCUAUAGUGUUUUAAGAAAGAUGGAUAUUUAUAGUUAUAUAAAAUAAAUACUGAGCAUUCAUCUCAUACCCACUUAGAUAUUUUCCUGAAAGAAAUGGUAUCCUUUUGUAGUAAGCUGAAACUUGUGUGUGAGGAAAGAUGCAUAUUUAUAUUUGCUUUGGAAAAUGAUUUUAAGCUACCUGGUUAACUCAACAGUUGAAUGCAAAUAUAAUUUAAAAGCAGCAAAAAUUAGGCUAAUAAAGGGGAGAAACGGGAACCUGACAACACGGAGAAUCUUUGUCUUCCUCCCAUACAUUUACAAAUGAUCAUCAAUACCCAUUUGUAAAUGACAGAUGAAAUUGCCAGGAUUGGAGGAUGCCAAGUACUUGUAAACUGCCCAGAGAAUUUCUGUUGUUGGGCGGUGCGUACUGAAUGUAAAUAAUCAAGUACUUCAAAACGAAAGGGCUAAAAAAUAAGUGGUGCAUACAACAAUCACAAUUUUGUGGAUGUGAUCCUUGUGUUUUGUAAUGCUGUUGUGUCACAUUUGCAUAUCAUGCAGAACCAUGGUUUAGCAUUAUAUGUGCAAGCAGGAACUGGCCUAUGUGAGACUCAAGGUUCUACCCACAUAGCGUGGAGGAGGACUUUGACAGUUUCUGCUUUUGUUUUCACUGAAUCUCUGUUGUUGUAUUCAAACCAAGAAUCAUGGCUUAUUACAGUCUCUGGUUAAUUUAACACGUCAGCUAGAGUAAUCAUGGUUUCAAUAUGGCUCGUUGUAAAACUGAGCCAGUUUGUUACGAACCACAGUUCCCGGUUUGCAGACACCAAGAAACCACGAUUAAUUGAAACCGAAGGUAAACACUGCUGAAGUCCUUCUGAUCACACAGGAAAGGGAAGUAAAAAGCCCAUGGCUUGGUCAGAUUUGUUUCAGCUCAUGCACAUCACACUAAACCAUUCUUUACUGCAGGAUAGAAAACUUUCUCUUGUGUGUAUCCUUCUGAGGGUUGCAUACCAGUGAGUGUGACCAGAGGUAAAAUGGGCAGGGCCAGAGCCAAGAGUGGAUGGAGCAACAGGUGUGACUCUCAUAUGUAUAUAGUCGGCUAUAUUCCAGUUAUGCAAAGGUCUGAGUUUCCAGCACACCCUUCAUCCAAGCAAAUAAGUUCAAAGAUGCAUUCCAGCCAGGAAGAAACACUGCGGAAGGUGUGGAGAGGGACUGUCACCUGGGAAGGAGGUUGUAACCUGGGGAGAGGUUUGGAGCCUGAGGUUCCCAUCCCUGGUUUAGUGUGAUGUACUGUGCUAUUGUAAAUUGUUGCAAGUCCGUGCAUGUAAACAGACUUUUGUAUUUUUGUGACCUGGUGAAUGAGGAACUGUGAAUGUAGAUCAGAUGUCCAUUUACAUGCGCCAUUUGAGUGAGGAUGCAUCCUUAUUUCAUCACUUAUCACAUUCAAAUGCGCAAUCUCACUGACAUUCUUGCUCAACUACUUUUGCACAAAUUCAUUUUUUCAAGUCCAAAAGAAGAGAAAUGCAUUCAAAACAACUUAUCUUUAAAACUUCCCUUCCUUUGUUAAAAUGCAUGCCUUAAAUAUGACAUAGAUCUUUUGUUUUGUUUCCUGUAGCAUUCAUCUAAAGAGCCAGAUGUACAACUAAUAUCAUUACAUGAAAUUUUAGAGGUAAGAACACUUGUUGUGUUUGCUGCAGGUAAAGACUGGGAUGGAUAAAUAGCUAAAUAAUUACUCCAGGGAUUGGUGAAUAGUUUGGUCAUGCUGUUUUGGGGCCCAGAUGCGACCCAUAGGGCCUCCUCAUCUUGCCUGAAACUUCCCCUCCCCCCUACUUAACUCCCACCCGUGCUACAGUUGGGGCUGAUAGGAGUCCAACAACAUCUGGAGGGCCACAGGCUAGCCAAUCAUGCCCUGUUGUCUUCUGGGUCCAAUUCCCAAUGGCUAUUAUGACCUUUGGAAAACUAAAUGGAUUGAGCUCAACGUACAUGGAAAACUGCCUUCCAUCUUAUUCCAUCUUAUUCUUCCAUCUUGCUCUCUACUUGAGCACAGACACCUAAAUGCAAAACCAGCCUUAGACAAAGGUAUUUUCCUGGCCCCUAGUGAAGAGCAGCUUUUUGUGUGGAAUCCCCUUGGGCUAGAUGAUAACAAUGGGCCCAGCACAGGCAUGUCUAGUUAUGCACAGUAGCAACAGAAAGGAAGCUGUCUGCAACCCUUGAGUGCAUUUGCAUUAACUCAGGAAGGAAAGGAUGCACUAAACUGGGAUUCUGUGCAUCGCAGAGGGUCAGACUAGAUGGCGCUUGGGAUCCCUUCCAAUUCUACAGUUCUGUUCUCUGAAAGUGAAGGCUUUGUUCAAACUCAUCUCUGCUUGUGCAGGUAGCACGAAACCAUAGUUUAGCAUUGCAUGCACAUGCAGCCACUAUGUCUGGCCGAUCAAAGCUAACAUUGUUUUCUAAAUGUCAUUCUCAUUUUCAGAGCCUUAUCCACAAAUUUAGUAACACACCACAUGAUCCAUAUGUAUCAAUCACCACUUCAUUCUGGGCUCCUUAUAUUGAACUUCUGCUGCGAAAUGGCAUUGCAUUAAGACAUCCAGAAGAUCCAAACAGAAUACGUCUAGAAAAUUUCACUAAUAGCAAUAUAUAGUAAGAUGGAAGUCCUCGCCUGAUCAGUAAAAUAAAGUUAAUUAGAAGGGGUGUAGCUGCUUGCUUCAGCUUGAGAAGAUAGCGCUUCUGCUGCUACAGAUCUUUCAUCCAGGUUCUCAUAAUAUUUCUGUAAUGUUGGAACUACAGCGCUCUAUUGCAGUGUGAGAUUUUAAUUAAUUCUUUGUUACUUUUACUACUAUUAGCAAAUAAUAUUUUAUCCUGAAAACUAUCCAGACCAUUAAAAUAAGAGACAAACCUAAGAUUAUAGGUGUAUUUUAGACUGAUGGUUCAUUUGCCUGUAGCUUUCCAACUAACUUCUUUUCCAUCAACUCUCGGACUCCAGCAUCACCUUAAGGGAAUGCUGAAAUAGAAAAAACGGUAUUUAUUCCUGGGAUGGUAUGCUGAGAAAAAGAAAACAGAAUUUUGUAUUUCCAAGUCACCAGGGCAAUUCUGUGAAAGAAAGGGAAGGGAAACCUUUUGGAGAUCUGCACUCAGAAUUUGUAAGAUAAUCUGUUUCAGAGUUACUUUUACCACCUUGCUGUCUGCCCCCCCUUCCCCACACCCAAGUCCAAGACCUUUGCAAGAGUGAACCUUUAGUAUUGUUUCCAUGGAAGUGGUCUAUGAUGAAAUUGUUGUGCCAGAUUUGCCUUUUAAAUAAAUUAAGUCGGAAAUAUUCAAAGAUUGCAAUUAAUUUCAGGUCUCUUCCAGCUCCAGCUACUUUAGUAAUAGUAGUAGAUAUUUAUUUAUACCCCACUUUUUUCCUUGACAUAAACUCAAGUCACCUUACAGAUAAAAAUAAGAACAGCUGAAAACAUAGAAAAGAAGCAAUUAUUUUUUAAAAAUUAAACAUUUUUAAAAUUAAACACACACACUUUAAAAAUAAUAAUAUUAAAAACAUAAUUGCAAUAAGCAGCACAGCACCAGCCCUUUCUUAGAGCCAGUUGAAGUUUCUGAGCACUUUUCAAAGGAGGCCUCACAUAGAAAGCAUUGUUACAGUAAUCCAAAGGGAAUGUAACUAUGGAGUGCGUCACUGGCCAAAUCACUUUCAGGGUCUCCAGAGGCUGACAUCUUCCAUUCCCUUUUCAUUUGAUAUAAGUGCCCACAACUAUGUGUGUUUCCAAGAUAUAUGGUUCAGAAUUGUCUCACAAUUUGAGUUCUGGACAUAAAAUACGGGAAGUCGUAUUCAACACACUUUCAAAAAUUUGUCUGAAUUGAAACUGUUUAUAGCUUUCCUUUCUACUUGGAAGUACCAGCAUUCCUUGGCUAAAAGGAUUUUUUCAGUGGAACUAAUGUCAGCACCUGCUUUCCCCCACUCCAGCCUGUCCGAAGCUGUCCAAUAUGGUAACCAGGUACUCUUGUAAAGUGCUGGUCUCUUUUAUACUGGUACUGCUUGGUACCUCCUACACUGGUACAAAAAAACAACUUGAGCAGGACAGCUGAACUGUGCAAGACCUUCGGUAAAGAAUCAGCCUUGGUGCAUUUGCUCCAGAGACCUAGCAAAUAACCACACUAUUGUUUCAGUUGAAUUAUUUAUUUAUGAAAAGAGUAAAUGUUCAAAGGUAAUAAAUGCCAACAUGAAUUUACUUAGAAACAACAAAAACAACUUUGCAGCUUGAAAUGCCAUUACAGGAACAUACAGAAUAGAGAGGGUUAAUAGUACAUUACCCACACGUUGCUGGCACAAAUACUUAAUACAGCAGAGAUAGAGGGGAGAGGACAAAUGUAGAGAGUUGCCUAGGAUGGAAUUAUGAGGUGGUACAUUCUUAAAGACCCAACUUCUGCAGUGGAGAAAGUGAAAGAAGUAGAAAAGUGGUUGAAGGAAGUUAUACGUAAAGUAGUAGUUUUUCCUGCCUUCUGGGUGUCAGAGGUGAGUGGGAUUUGGAAAAUAUAAGAGAUAGCAAGAAGGCAGAAGUGGGUGGGAUGUUUUUUAAUGUAUUUCCCCCCUCCCUUUGUUUUAUUGUAUCUGUGUUGGUAUUUUUUGGUUGGUUAUAAUUCGCUUUGGGUUGACUUGGGCAAGAUAAAGCAACUAACAAAUUUAAUAAUUAAUUAAUUAAUUAAUUAAUAAAAAUGUUGAGUCACUAUAGUUGCCUGCUGUGCAUUGGAAGCAAAUUGGAGGAGAAAAAGAACUGAGUUUCUUGACUUACAUGAAAAGAUAUAACAUCUCAAAUGGUGUAGGAGUCUGCAGUGGGGAUGGUUCUGACGUCUUUGCGGAUUUGGCAGAACUCAGUGGCCCCAUGCACCAAUGGAGAUGGCCUGUGUUUACCUGUGGGACCAAAAUCAUCAACCAAAAACCUGGAGAGCCAGACAAAUGCCUGCUUUCGGAAACUAGUUUGUUAUUUUAACAUGGGUUCCUUUGAACUCAUUUAAUCUGGUAAGACAACAGAUUCCGCCCCACCCCCUGCCCCCAAACUUGCAGGUAUUUUCCCUAAGGAAAGUAACAAACAGGUGCAAGGGAAUGUGGGGGCAAGAAAAGGAUCUAGCUAAAACUUACGUGGAGGAAAGAAAGUCAGCUCCUGCAGUCUGUCACAGGGACAGAGCAUCUGAAAUAGUGUCAAGCAGAUGUCUUUAGGAAGCAUCGCCAAAAACUGAACAAGUUGGGGGUGCUGUGUGUACCCAGUAAUAGGAAAAAUACAGGCAACCUUACCCUGAAUCUGAAAUGACCUUUUCACAGAGGUCCAGAAUUGUACAUUAUGAAACUACCCAUAAUUAUAAUCAGCCGUAGUUACAAUAAGUUCUUUGUUCUGUAAAAGUUUAAAAUUCUGUAUUUUACAAAAUUUAUUAUGUCGAAUGAAAUUGAAUCCUGCCUUCUCUUUUUGGCAACCAACACUGUUUGCAGGUGCUUCCAAAUGAGCUUUAGGGUUACAGUAAGCCAAGAAAAAUGUAAUUUUGGUGGUAUUUCUAUUGUAAUUUAGAACUCAUUUAAAUGAGUUGCUGGAAGCUGUUCCUUGCAGACAUACUUUGAAUGCAAAUUAAUCUAGAUAACUAUUUCAGGGUCCUUGAUAAAUACGAGUGGCAACUUGAGACCUUUACUAUUUAUAAUAAAUCAUUUCCUCUUCAAUCAGUUUCUCAGGUUUCCCCAGUGUUAUAAUAUGCUUUUAUUUUGCUAAGGGAGCCUAGGGGGAUUCUGGCUGGUUGGCAAGGAGUUAAGCCGUUAGCCAUUUGGUGAAAUGAUCGUCCAGCAGCAGCAUUGCCAAAAUUCUAAAUAAGCCACAAAAAAUUCAAGUUUGGAAAAACAACCCCAUUAUAUAUAUAAAAAAGAAUUGAUACUUCCUGGGGCACAUUUUUUUACCUAUGUCUUCUACUUUAUUCACUGCCAGCUGAUUUUUUGUGGCUUUUGCAAAAAUUUGUGCCUCUAAAUUACUAUAUCAUCAGUUGUACCCAAACUGAAGGUAUUAUUAACAUAUAUACACAUGUAUCCAUUACACAUGUAAUGUGAUGCUCGGGCCUGUGGAAGCAAAACCUGUCAGUUGAGUUUCUCCAUUAAAAAAAGCAAAAGAGCAGUUCCUAGCUCUUUGACAGCAGUGUGCCAAUUACCUAGCCCCCAACACAAAAGUGGAGCAUGACUUUGUUUGGGUAGCUUCUGUUUCAAACAUUCGAAGCUGCCUGAUAGUUAGAUUGUGGUAGUGGCCCAAAAGGCCAUAAUGAAUGUGAUAAUGUGAACCCCUAUAAAUCCUUGAAUAUGCCUCUAAUAGAGAAGUUGUGGUAACCUGCUGCUUUAAGAAACAUGAUUUUUCAAGAUGCCGUCCCCCACUGGGACAGAAGGACAGCUAAUAGGUAAAUCACAAAGAUACAGUUUAUAAGCUAGAACAUAAGUUGAUACAUGGUGCAAAUGGCUACACGUAACACAGGUUCCCAACAUACAUACUCACACAAUGUAACAGAUCACUGUGAGAAUCAAAGUUUAGUUAGCAACACUUACUGCGCAUGUGUAUUAAACAUGAGGUAAUGAGGUAUAUGAUUGGUGGAAAUUGAAAUGCUUUGUUUGAAACUUAUAAAUACUCCUGCCCAGGACCUUUGGGCGGGGUUGCAGUUUUGUGAAAAGAUUUGACUGUAACCUAUUGCUUUGCAAUAAACAACAAUGGAC
Podarcis lilfordi (Lilford's wall lizard) is the source of this 26256-nucleotide messenger RNA. The record is from the annotation of a GenBank genome assembly. Lineage: Eukaryota; Metazoa; Chordata; Lepidosauria; Squamata; Lacertidae.